AUGCCUUUGAGAAUGCCUUCUGUGUUUCAUCUCUUGUUGUUGUGUUUUGUGGGAAGCAAGGCAUUUGAGAUCACUUCACCUACCGAAACUACCAACUGGGAUAUAUCUGCUCCAAUUCAGAUCGAAUGGUCUACCACUUCAACCGACCCAGAAAAAUUUGAUCUUCAAAUCACAAACCGGGAUCCAAAUAUUUAUCCUGAAGGUAUCAUAGAACUUGUAAAGCAAGAUGUCAAUUCUGGUGAUGGGAAGGUGAUGCUUGACUUAUCGGGUAAUAAUCAUCUUAAAUCUGGUACAGGUUAUACCAUCAAUUUCAUCAAAAGCCAAUCCGAUGAGGUCUUGGCACAGUCACACCUUUUCAGUCUCACUAAUGAUCAAUACAACUCGAAGAGCGGUUCAGAUCUCUCUAAUACCAAAAAUGAUAAUCAUCUAGACACCAACAAAACAGUUGAUUUGCAUGACUCUAGUCCCAUGAAUUAUCCUCAUACUGAUGUUUCUAUUCCGGGUUUCAACUCCACUGAUGCAAAAGAUUCGGCUCAUAAUUCUGGUGGAAAGCUCCAAGCUUCAUUUUCAAUCUUGAAAUGGUCAUGGGUACUGAUUGUGUCUCUUUUGAUCAAUGUGCUUGUCAUUUAA
Messenger RNA from Melampsora larici-populina 98AG31, 630 nucleotides. RefSeq lists its product as uncharacterized. The record is from RefSeq and is a predicted model, not a curated record. The coding region runs from base 1 to 630 and encodes 209 amino acids. The transcript is spliced from 4 exons. Lineage: Eukaryota; Fungi; Basidiomycota; Pucciniomycetes; Pucciniales; Melampsoraceae.